AGCAGGUAUUUAAUAUUUUUCCAGUAUCCAGUUUCCAUUCAGAGAAUCUUCACCUGGAAAAUUUUUUAAUACUGGUAAUUGGGAGUUAACUGAAAGCUUUGAGGAAUGUAUAGUCGUUCACACACAGAUGGGGGAUAUCGCUCCCGUGCUCGAGAGGAGCCAUUCAUCGAUCGGUUCUUCACCAGCCUGAAAGGAGACCACGAUGGAGAAACUCGGCGAUAUCUGCAGAGUGUCUAUGCCAGUACUGCCAUGGCUGUGCUUGCUAGUGGGAUCUACCCCUACAUUGGAUUGGCAGUUGCCUGUGGCUUCAUAAUGUAUGACACACAAAUCAUCAUUGAACGUUGCCACUGGAGAGACAAGGAUGUUGUCCGUGAUGCAGUGAUGGUGUUCUUUGAUCUCUUCGAUGUAUUUCAGCUUCUUCUCCGCAUUCUCCAGCAGCAAAAGGCUGAAGAAAACAGGCGGCGGACCUCACCAAGGAGUGGAGGAGAAGCCACCCCCUACCGGACACCUCCCACCUCCAAGACACCUACCCCGGACCGGGACAAGGGGGUGGAGGCGAGACUAGAUGGUGGACGAGAGACUCGAGCCGCACAGAGUGAUGGGGGGGGGGGGGGGCAUUGGGGACAAUCUGCCCCUGGCCUUGGGUAUCAAGGGGCCCCAAGGAGUCCUCCAAAGGGCCGCAAGCGGACCUCCGGUUUAGUUUUGCCCCGGGCCUCUGGAAACCUCAGGGCGGCCCAGUUGGUGAGUCUACUGUACAUGGAGAAUCCCCUCUGA
Molecule: messenger RNA, 774 nt
Organism: Darwinula stevensoni
Lineage: Eukaryota; Metazoa; Arthropoda; Ostracoda; Podocopida; Darwinulidae
Source: the annotation of a GenBank genome assembly